UUUGUACAGCUCCGUCUCCUCCAUAUGUAUAUAUAUACACAUAAACACAAGCAAUCGAUGGAAGGAAGGUACAUUACGUUUUCGAGUCUCCAAAUCAGAAAACUAUACAGAGAAACAAAGAAGAGAACACAGAAAAAGACAGAGUAUUUGCUCUUUGUUGAAUUGUAUUCUUCUCAUACAUAUUCCAUUCCUGUGGACAGCGACCCAAUCUCUCUGUAUCCUAAGAUUUCUCCAUUCCCAACAAUCUUGUGCAAUCAGGUCUCAUAGACUGUUCCCAUCCAUUUCAAUAUUGCAUGGGGGUAUCUUGUUCAUGUCCGCUCGCAGUUUACUGUGAUUUAGAGAACGGUUUUGAAUCGGUUGUUGUAAAGUCGAUCGACCUAGGUGAUGGAGCGCAUAAUAAGCCUGUUCUAUCCAUUAGCAAAGAUUCUGAGCCUAAGAGUUUGCAGUCAUUAGGUUCUGGAAAAUUGUCAGUUGAAAGAUCUGUUAGGUUCAGAGCAAGAAAAACUCAAACCAUGAGAUUUACUGAAGUUCCAGCUGAAGAUAAGUAUAAGCGCCAAGAAUCCUUUGGCCCAUUGCCUAGAUCAGGUAGCUCGAUGGAGACACCUCCCGAGUCUCCGGUUUUGGAUCCGUGCAGCCCCAAGCAUGAGGCUGCUAUAAAGCUGCAGAAGGUGUACAAAAGCUUCCGGACUAGGAGAAAGCUAGCAGAUUGCGCUGUUCUUAUUGAGCAGAGUUGGUGGAAGUUAUUAGACUUUGCAGAGCUAAAGCAUAGUUCAAUUUCCUUUUUUGACAUUGAGAAACACGAGACAGCCAUUUCGCGCUGGUCAAGAGCGAGAACAAGGGCUGCGAAGGUAGGUAAAGGGUUAUCGAAGAAUGGCAAAGCUCAGAAACUUGCUUUGCAACAUUGGCUGGAAGCUAUCGAUCCACGACAUCGUUAUGGGCACAAUCUACAUUUCUAUUACGUGAAAUGGUUGAGUUCUCAAAGCAAAGAACCCUUCUUCUACUGGCUAGAUAUAGGAGAAGGAAAAGAGGUCAAUCUUAUAGAGAAGUGCCCUCGCUCAAAGCUUCAACAGCAGUGCAUCAAGUAUCUUGGUCCGAUGGAGAGAAAAGCUUAUGAAGUUGCAGUAGAGAAUGGGAAGCUCUUCUACAGAGAAACUGGGGAGCUUUUGGACACCACUAAGGAACCAAAGGGUUGUAAGUGGAUUUUUGUCCUCAGCACUUCUAGGACAUUAUAUGUAGGGAAGAAAAAGAAGGGCUCAUUUCAGCACUCUAGUUUCUUGGCUGGUGGAGCUACAUUGGCUGCUGGGAGGAUUGUAGCUGAAAAGGGUGUCUUAAAGGCGGUCUGGCCUCACAGUGGUCAUUAUCGGCCAACACCCGAAAAUUUUCAGGACUUCAUAUCAUUUCUCAGGGAAAACAAUGUGGAUCUCGCUGAUGUUAAGCUUGAUUCCACUGAUGAUGAAGAAGAAUCAUCUGCCGGAAAGCAUGUGAGGAACAACUCGUCUGAAGAUGACUUGAUGGCAAAAGCUCACCUCAUGAUGGAAGAAAUCGAUAUCGAAGACUCGAGUUCCAAGAUGGUUAAUUCAGUAGAAGAUGAGAAUCCUGCUGCAUUCAAGGUGGCUGAGUCACCAGCAUCAGACGUCUUGAAUAGAAAAUUGUCGACUCUUCAGAUUCCGAGUAAGGACAGCAUAUUAGAGAGGUUGAAGAGUGAAAACGAAAUGGCCAAAUCAACUACUGGAAGUUUCCUCCUAGAAACUUCACAAGAAUCAUUUUCUUUCAGUCCCGACAACAGCACUCAACAGAAUAAUGUGUCUGAAGAGCAAGAUGAAACAAAAGACGAGACCAUUUCAGAAGAAUCCAUUUUCCAAAGAAUCAGUUCGCACAAAGGAAUGAAGUCCUACCAAUUGGGGAAGCAACUGUCGUGCAGGUGGAGCACUGGAGCUGGACCUAGAAUCGGCUGCUUGAGAGACUAUCCUUCCGGGCUCCAGUCUCAUGCAUUAGAGCAAGUAAAUUUAUCUCCAAGAAGUAAACGUCGGAUAAGAGUUGAAUUCUCGUCUCGGGCAUCAACACCAACCGGCAGUAUGCUCUCUCGUAGUAGCAGUCAGAGUCUUGGAGGCAGUUGUCACCUCUGAAGGGACUUGAUAACUCCAGUUUUUCCGAAACCUGGGAAGCAGAGUUGAUUCUUUAAUUCAUUCAUUCUUUUUGUGAAUAGAAAGAAUGAUAGCAUAGAAAUUCAUCCAUAUUCUUUUCUAUAGGAAUUGUUAGAGUUUUUUGAUUCAACAAUCACUUUUUGUGAAAAUUUUAAACUUUUGUGGGUUUUUUAUGCCCUUGCAGUUCAUAAAGGAAAGAUUCAUUUUUUCUUCUUCA
This is a messenger RNA of Sesamum indicum (sesame), 2361 nucleotides long. RefSeq names its product calmodulin-binding family protein. NCBI's taxonomy places the organism in Eukaryota, Viridiplantae, Streptophyta, Magnoliopsida, Lamiales, Pedaliaceae. The record is from RefSeq and is a predicted model, not a curated record.